AUGUGGGGCCUUUUCACGCGGGCCCUCACGCUUUCCUCCUCCACCGUACGCGUCAGCAUUAUAAACACGUCUGCAAACUUCAUCAUCACCGCCGUUCUCAGCUCCAUCGUCUUCAACGAAUCCCUCCCAGGACAGUGGUGGCUUGGCGCAGCGAUGCUCGUCACAGGCAGCGUCAUCAUAGGCAUGAGGGAAGAGACGGAGAAGAAGCCUGUGCUGUCUACGAAUGGGGCUAUCAAAAACGAUGAGAAGGAGGAGGUAGACGACAGUGUGGAAUUGCGUAGCAUGAAAACCACAGAUACGAGCGUGAGACUGCGUAAUGUGAGAGAUACAGACGGAGGAAUUGGCGAUAAGGACCCUGUGUUGAAAUAA
Plenodomus lingam JN3 is the source of this 369-nucleotide messenger RNA. NCBI's taxonomy places the organism in Eukaryota, Fungi, Ascomycota, Dothideomycetes, Pleosporales, Leptosphaeriaceae. The record is from RefSeq and is a predicted model, not a curated record.